Molecule: messenger RNA, 201 nt
Organism: Dentiscutata erythropus
Lineage: Eukaryota; Fungi; Glomeromycota; Glomeromycetes; Diversisporales; Gigasporaceae
Source: the annotation of a GenBank genome assembly
GCUGAGCUUGAGCUUUUUUUGGGAGUUUCACGCCUUCUUUGGUGCUUCAAAAUUGAAAAUGCUUCACCACUGGGUAAAGAUGGCAGACCAACGCCGAUUAAUCUUGAAAAGGCAUGUCAAGGUGCUACCGUAUGGUCCGAAAAGUAUCAUAUUAAGUUUAUAAAAAGGCAUGACAAUGUUGAAAAAGUUUUAUUUGGAUAA